AUGGCGACAUUAGUACAGAAUGAUAGUGAACAGAGACAAUCUGCUGUUGGUCUUUUGUUCAUCUUUGGAGAUAUUAUUUCCAAUCCGCAGCGCGAUGAAGUUGUUGUUUAUCUGAAAAAGGCCUUAAAACAAAUCAAUUCUACUAAACUUAGUCAAAUAGAAGAUGUUUUUAACAAUUUAAUUUCUAAUGAUGAUUUUCAAGGAGAUUCUCAAUAUCGUCAAAUAGUGAAUUCGGAGAGUGGCUCAAUUGCUGGAUUUCUUUAUUUACCAAAUUUUCAUACAGUAAUAAAUGUACUCAAAGAUUAUUUCAAUUCUUGUUCUCAUGUUUCUCUCAUCUUUUCUGGUCAACAACUCGAUUCAAAUGGUGGUUUGUUUUUAGCGGAUUCGGUGUUUACGUCGGAUCAUUUGCAGAAUUUAUUCGAAGAGAAUGCAACAUUUGUGGUUCAAGAUCUGCAAAUUGUCUUACCAUAUGUUUCUUCUUCGUGGACGCGAUUAUUAAAACAAAAACAUAUAAAGAAUGUUCAAAUUGAUGAUGUAUCGAGAGAAAAUAAUGAAGAAAAGAUAUUCGGAGAACGAUUUUACGAACGGUUGGUUCAAGUGUUAACUAAAGACACGAUUAAUUUUGAUAUCUAUUCAAAACUAAGGCCACGUGAUAGUUCAGGAACAAUUGCUUUCGAUGAACCUAAUCUUUAUAUUCUAUAUGGACAACAAGGAGAAGCAUCUUUAUUUGGCAUUCGAGGCUUUGUCGUGUUGGUCAACGGAGGAUUUAGUCGAACGCCGUCCUACUGGAAUUUACUUCGCGGUCUACAGAACGUCGAUGCCUGUGUAUUAACACAUUUUGACUAUGACGUUCUACCCGGUUUACAAACAAUUCUUCAUCGCAAAACAUUAACAACAUUACAUGAUGGUCGUAUAUGUAAACCAGAUUUCGGCGCGAUAUUUCUCAACCAUGUUCAACGUGCAAAGGUUCAAUCCGUUAAUUCAUCGAAAAAUUCUCCUAACAGUAAAUUAUUAGUCAAUAUUUCGCAUAAUAUCGAUCAAGUAUUAAAUGACAUCAAACAAUUGAAUAUCGACACGUAUGAUUUAGUUAAACACACAGCACCAAAUAAACCUAGUAUCGAACCAAUUAAUCUUUACAAAAAAAUUGCCUUUGGAUCACUUGAUCUCUACGUACUCUAUCCAACAUCAUCAGCAGCAGAAGAUGAUAAAGCCUUGGCUAAUCUACAGAAAAUGCCAAUUCGUGAUCAACAACCAUCACCUGCUUUGAUUCCCCUUCAUCAUUGGUAUUCAUCAUGUACUCUUCUUGUUUGGACGCCAACAUCGAAAUCUAGCAAAGAUACACUUGUUCGUAUUUUGUACACCGGUGUAUGCCCGCAAACACUUGUCUUCGAAGCAUUGGCGAGAGGUCGUCAUCUCGAAUUCUUACAUGAAUCUCAAAUAACUCGCAUAAGUAGUAAUGCUAAACCAACUGGAUCAACAAAUACAAGUGCAAGUAGUAAACAUGUAGUACAGAAACCGAAGCCAACAUCUGCAGUACCAAACGGGGAACCAGCUAAAAAUCCAUCUCGACCGGCUACCACUAAACCGAAGUCAACAACAACAACAACAACAACGGCGGUGGCAGGAAAACUGGAUAAACCUCGAUCGGCGCCGACGACAACAACAACUACAGGAAGAAAGAGUACUAUACCAACAACAGGAAGGUCUACUCAAGUAAAUAAUAAAGAAAAACAGGCGACAAAUUCCACCGAGCCUACAGCACAAAAUAAUCCUCUUGAGCAAAAAUCCGAAGAUCAGCAGAACGAGGAGCCAAAACCAGUCGAUGGUGAUAAUUUAGCUCAACAUCGUCCUGAAUCCUUAUCAUUCACUAAUGAUAUCAAUGAAACCUUUGUCGAAAGUAACAGUGCAACGCCUAUGGAUGAAUCAGUAACACAUUUAAUUGCGACUGAUCCCAUGACAACAAGCUUCGUUGAUGGUGCACCGAACACGCGAAAUCCAUUUCUUGAACAAAACGAGAAUGUGGAAAUCAUUCAUCAUUCAACGUCAGGAUCAACAAAACUACCAAUGCCAUCGAUUGAGGAAAUCAAUCCACAAAAUUUACCCAUUGACGAUGAAAAUCAAUCAAAGAAAGUUGCAGCAAAAAAAACGAUUGCUUCAACUAGUUCAACUGCAACAUAUUCUCGCAAAUCUAAACAAAACCAACUAUCCGGUCCGAUAUUCUAUGUUGAUGUGGCAUAUAUACCCAAUCAUGGUAACGAACAUUAUGUUGACAGUGAAUUCUUUCGUCGUAUUCGCGCACGUUAUUACGUAUUAAAUGCCGUAGAAAUCAGUCGAUUAACAUUAGAAUCUCUUAUUGAAGGCAAACAACAAUGGGAUAAACAAGAGCAAAUACCUGUAACGCUUGUUCCAACAUUUGACGGUGAUCAACUCCGACAAUUCUUUGUGAUGAAUAAAGCACGUUUAGCAGAACUUAAUAUAAACAUUCUUCCAGCUUCAACUCGGUGUAAUGUGCAAUAUGAUGAUGAAGGAUCACCAGCACAACGGUUACGUUUCAGUCAAGAACAAUAA
This is a messenger RNA of Adineta ricciae, 2568 nucleotides long. NCBI's taxonomy places the organism in Eukaryota, Metazoa, Rotifera, Eurotatoria, Adinetida, Adinetidae. The record is from the annotation of a GenBank genome assembly.